AUGAUCAAUAUUAAUAAGAAGAAGAUCAAACCUACUACACGAUAUGCAACACACAAAUUAGUAAAAGCGACAAAUCAAUAUGUUGAAGAAGAAGAAGACAGACUCACAAACUUGCCCGAACCCCUGAAGGUUCAUAUUCUGUCGUUGCUUCGCCUCAAACAGGCCAUUCGAACAUCUGCGUUAUCGAAAUCAUGGAUUUCUUUAUGGACUUUGAUCCCCAAUCUCGAUAUCGACCCCUACGGUUCUGUUACUUAUAAAGAAGGUGAUUUCAAUGAGAUAGUUACAAAGAUUUUAGAUUGUCGUGAUAAAUCCGUAAAGUUAAACAAGGUAACCUUGCACCAUUAUGUAUCAUCUAGUUCCAAGAUUUGGAAAACUGUAUUUGGUUAUGCGCUUUCCAAUGGUGUCAAAGAAUUGAUAGCAUCUAUCGGUAGUUUUGAAAACGGGGGAGCUUGGCCAGAUUGCUUGCACGAUCAUACCGGUUUGGAUUCCUUAACACGCUUGAAACUAAAGAGCGAUACAAAAAUCAGUUGCCGGUUUUUGGGACAAAGCAGCAGAUCGUUCAAGAACCUGACCAAUCUAUAUCUACGUGGGGCAAUUAUUACGAAUAAUGCUGAUUCGUUCUCAGGGUUCCUUGCUUUGGAGAAGCUAACUUUGUGCCGUUAA
This is a messenger RNA of Erigeron canadensis, 663 nucleotides long. RefSeq names its product F-box/LRR-repeat protein At3g26922-like. The transcript has a single exon. The record is from RefSeq and is a predicted model, not a curated record. Bases 1 to 663 code for a protein of 220 amino acids. Gene Ontology annotation, molecular function: protein binding. NCBI's taxonomy places the organism in Eukaryota, Viridiplantae, Streptophyta, Magnoliopsida, Asterales, Asteraceae.